CACAAAGUGAUAUUUUUUGCAGCAAAUGGCGGACGACGCCGGUGGUAGAGGAGGUUUUCGCGGAGGUUUUGGCGCUGGCGGCCGGGGUCGGGGCCGUGGACGCGGCAGGGGCCGGGGUAGAGGCCGUGGUGCACGCGGAGGCAAAUCCGAAGACAAAGAAUGGGUUCCCGUGACUAAACUGGGCCGCCUGGUGAAAGACAUGAAAAUCAAGUCUCUGGAGGAGAUCUACCUGUAUUCUCUUCCCAUCAAGGAGUCUGAGAUCAUUGACUUUUUCCUGGGUUCUGGUCUGAAGGAUGAGGUUCUCAAAAUCAUGCCUGUUCAGAAACAGACCAGGGCUGGACAGCGUACCAGGUUUAAGGCCUUUGUUGCCAUUGGUGAUUACAAUGGUCAUGUUGGACUGGGAGUCAAGUGCUCCAAAGAGGUGGCCACUGCUAUCCGUGGUGCCAUCAUUUUGGCCAAGCUGUCCAUUGUUCCGGUCAGGAGAGGCUACUGGGGUAACAAGAUCGGCAAACCUCAUACUGUCCCCUGCAAGGUGACUGGACGUUGUGGCUCUGUCCUGGUGCGUCUGAUCCCUGCUCCUCGUGGUACUGGCAUUGUAUCUGCCCCUGUGCCCAAGAAGCUGCUCAUGAUGGCUGGCAUUGAUGACUGCUACACCUCUGCCAGAGGCUGCACGGCCACACUUGGCAAUUUUGCCAAGGCCACCUUUGAUGCCAUCUCAAAGACUUACAGCUACCUGACCCCUGACCUCUGGAAGGAAACUGUCUUCACAAAGUCUCCAUACCAGGAAUUCACUGAUCAUCUGGCCAAGAAUCACACCAGGGUGAAUGUGCAGAGGGGACAGGCAGCUGUAGCUGCAACCUCCUAAGACUUUUAUACAGCAGAAUUGUUAAAAUAAAACAUUUCUGAAACUUGA
Messenger RNA from Boleophthalmus pectinirostris (great blue-spotted mudskipper), 913 nucleotides. It is a transcript of the gene rps2, whose product is annotated as ribosomal protein S2. The coding region runs from base 26 to 865 and encodes 279 amino acids. Gene Ontology annotation, molecular function: RNA binding; structural constituent of ribosome. The record is from RefSeq and is a predicted model, not a curated record. The transcript has 6 exons. Gene Ontology annotation, cellular component: cytosolic small ribosomal subunit; ribosome. Gene Ontology annotation, biological process: translation. Lineage: Eukaryota; Metazoa; Chordata; Actinopteri; Gobiiformes; Gobiidae.